CCAAAUCACACCCUAACAAAUUUUUUCUUCUUCUCCCCAUCGUGAAUCGUCUGCCCUCGGCCGCAGCUUUUCUCAAUCCUCGACAAUGGUGACCGCCGGCAAGAAGACGAAGAAGACCCAUGAGAGUAUCAACAACAGGUUGGCUCUUGUGAUGAAGAGUGGAAAAUACACUCUUGGUUACAAGACUGUUCUCAAAACCCUCAGGAGCUCCAAAGGUAAGUUGAUUUUGAUAUCGAACAACUGCCCGCCGUUGAGGAAGUCCGAGAUCGAGUACUACGCCAUGCUUGCUAAAGUCGGUGUCCAUCAUUACAGUGGAAACAAUGUUGAUCUUGGUACAGCAUGCGGGAAGUAUUUCCGUGUUUCAUGCCUCAGCAUUGUCGACCCAGGUGACUCGGAUAUCAUCAAAUCAUUGCCUGGAGAUCAGUGAAAAGGGCAGUGAUACCAUACGAGAAAUAGAUCAACUACUUUAUUUCGUUUCUAGUAUUACUUCCAUUCUUGAAAUUUUGUCUUUGGGUUUCUUCGUCUUCGAACUAUAAUAUGAAUAUUUGUGGCUGAACCAAUUUUGUAGUUUUGUAUUUAACUUGAGAUUAUGUUUUAAGGUUUGAUUGGAGGUUCUUAAUUA
Erythranthe guttata (spotted monkey flower) is the source of this 622-nucleotide messenger RNA. RefSeq names its product large ribosomal subunit protein eL30. The record is from RefSeq and is a predicted model, not a curated record. Gene Ontology annotation, molecular function: RNA binding. Lineage: Eukaryota; Viridiplantae; Streptophyta; Magnoliopsida; Lamiales; Phrymaceae.